Messenger RNA from Capsella rubella, 616 nucleotides. Its product is annotated as calmodulin-like protein 3. The transcript has a single exon. Gene Ontology annotation, molecular function: calcium ion binding. The record is from RefSeq and is a predicted model, not a curated record. Bases 94 to 555 code for a protein of 153 amino acids. NCBI's taxonomy places the organism in Eukaryota, Viridiplantae, Streptophyta, Magnoliopsida, Brassicales, Brassicaceae.
UUUCUUCUUCUCUAUAAACCCAUUUUCUAGUUCUGAUCUCCAUUCAUUCUCUGUUUCAAACCUCAUAUAUCAUAUAUAAUCCAAUCAAGAGAAAUGGAUCAAGCAGAGCUUUGCAGGAUAUUCCAAAUGUUCGACAGGAACGGUGACGGAAAAAUCACAAAGCAAGAGCUGAAUGAUUCAUUGGAGAAUCUAGGAAUCUACAUUCCUGACAAAGACCUGGUGCAGAUGAUCGAGAAGAUUGAUCUCAACGGUGAUGGGUACGUGGACAUCGAAGAGUUUGGAGGGUUGUACCAGACGAUAAUGGAGGAGAGAGACGAGGAGGAAGACAUGAUAGAAGCUUUCAAUGUGUUCGAUCAGAACAGGGACGGGUUCAUCACGGUGGAGGAGCUAAAGUCUGUGUUGGCUUCCUUGGGGCUCAAGCAAGGAAGAACCCUAGAGGAUUGCAAGAGGAUGAUAAGCAAAGUGGACGUUGAUGGAGAUGGGAUGGUGAACUUCAAAGAGUUCAAACAGAUGAUGAAAGGUGGUGGAUUCGCCGCCUUAGGAUCAAACUUGUAAUAACAAACAAACAAACAAAAAAACCAUUUUUUCGGGUUCGGGUUUGAGACCAAAAAUCAUU